This is a messenger RNA of Debaryomyces hansenii CBS767, 1944 nucleotides long. It is a transcript of the gene SSC1, whose product is annotated as Hsp70 family ATPase. The transcript has a single exon. Gene Ontology annotation, molecular function: ATP-dependent protein folding chaperone; ATP binding; heat shock protein binding. NCBI's taxonomy places the organism in Eukaryota, Fungi, Ascomycota, Pichiomycetes, Serinales, Debaryomycetaceae. Gene Ontology annotation, biological process: cellular response to unfolded protein; protein refolding. Bases 1 to 1944 code for a protein of 647 amino acids. Gene Ontology annotation, cellular component: mitochondrion; cytoplasm. The record is from RefSeq and is a predicted model, not a curated record.
AUGUUAGCAGCUAGAAACUCACUUAAGAACGUUGUUCGUCGUUUACCAGGCUCUAGCCGUGCCAACUCCUCCGCAGCUCCAGGUGGCCCAGUUAUCGGUAUCGAUUUAGGUACCACCAACUCGGCGGUUGCAGUCAUGGAAGGUAAAAUUCCAAAGAUUAUUGAAAACUCGGAAGGUGGAAGAACCACUCCUUCUGUUGUUGCAUUCACUAAGGACGGUGAAAGAUUAGUUGGUAUUCCAGCCAAGAGACAAGCCGUUGUUAACCCAGAAAACACUUUGUUCGCUACUAAGCGUUUGAUCGGUCGUCGUUUCGAAGAUGGCGAAGUGCAAAGAGAUUUGAGUGAAGUUCCAUACAAGAUCGUCAAACACGGUAACGGAGAUGCAUGGAUCGAAGCCAGAGGUGAAAAAUACUCGCCACAACAAAUUGGUGGUUUCAUCUUGAACAAGAUGAAGGAAACCGCCGAAGCUAACAUGGGUAAGCCAGUCAAGAACGCCGUUGUCACUUGUCCAGCCUACUUUAACGAUGCCCAAAGACAAGCCACCAAGGAUGCUGGUAAGAUUGUUGGGUUGAACGUCUUGAGAGUUGUUAACGAACCAACCGCCGCUGCCUUGGCCUACGGGUUAGAAAAGAACGAUGGUGAAGUCGUUGCUGUUUUCGAUUUAGGUGGUGGUACUUUCGAUAUCUCCAUCUUGGAUAUCGGUGCCGGUGUUUUCGAAGUCAAGUCCACCAAUGGUGACACCCACUUAGGUGGUGAAGAUUUCGACAUUGCUGUUGUCAGAAACAUUGUCGAAACUUUCAAGAAGGAAUCAGGUAUUGACUUAUCCAAGGACAGAAUGGCUGUCCAACGUAUCAGAGAAGCCGCUGAAAAGGCCAAGAUCGAAUUGUCAUCCACCAUCAACACCGAAAUCAACUUGCCAUUUAUCACAGCUGACGCCUCCGGUCCAAAGCACAUCAACCAAAAGAUCUCCAGAUCUCAAUUUGAAUCUUUAGUCGAACCAUACAUCAAGAGAACCGUCGAACCAUGUAAGAAGGCUUUGAAGGAUGCCGGUUUAUCCACUUCCGACAUUUCUGAAGUUAUCUUAGUCGGUGGUAUGUCAAGAAUGCCAAAGGUUAUUGACACCGUCAAAUCUAUCUUCGGUAAGGAACCAUCCAAGGCUGUCAACCCUGAUGAAGCCGUUGCUAUGGGUGCAGCUAUCCAAGGUGGUAUCUUAGCCGGUGACGUCACUGACGUUGUCUUGUUAGAUGUUACCCCAUUAUCCUUAGGUAUUGAAACCAUGGGUGGUGUCUUUGCUAGAUUAAUCUCUAGAAACACCACCAUUCCAGCCAAGAAAUCUCAAAUUUUCUCCACUGCUUCUGCUGGUCAAACUUCCGUCGAAAUUAGAGUUUUCCAAGGUGAAAGAGAAUUAACUAGAGACAACAAGUUAAUCGGUAACUUCACCUUAUCUGGUAUUCCACCAGCUCCAAAGGGUGUCCCACAAAUUGAAGUCACCUUCGACAUUGACACUGAUGGUAUCAUCAAGGUCUCUGCUCGUGACAAGGCUUCUAACAAGGACGCAUCUAUUACUGUCGCUGGUUCUUCCGGUUUAUCUGACUCUGAAAUUGAAAAGAUGGUUAACGAUGCCGAAAAAUUCGCUGAAUCUGAUAAGGCCAGAAGAGAUGCCAUCGAAUCUGCUAACAGAGCCGAUCAAUUAUGUAACGAUACCGAAAACUCCUUAAACGAAUUCAAGGAAAAGAUUGACGCUGCCGAUGCCGACAAGGUUAGGGAACAACUUAGCUCAUUAAGAGAAAUCGUUGUCAAGGCUCAAGCCGGUGAAGAAGUUGAUGCUGCUGAAUUAAAGACCAAGACCGAAGAAUUACAAAAUGAAUCAUUAAAGGUUUUCGAAAAGUUAUAUAAAAACAAUGAAAACAACAAUGAAUCUUCUUCCGAAGAACCAAAGAACUAA